AAGUGGAGGCAACACAGAACAGGAAAAGGAUACCAGCGGUCUCCUAAAACUCAGAGGAGUGCAUACUCCAGCUUUGACCACCUUACAUACCCCUCCUGCUCCAAAGAUUCUAACUCCAUCUGUCAUUCUAAGGCCUCUGCUUAUCCUGCAUCCCAGAGAUGGAGCCACUACUAGGAGUAAAAAUUGGCUGCCUGUUUGCUCUGCUGGCUCUCACUUUAGGUGGUGGCCUUGUUCCCAUCUGCUUCAAAUGGUUCCGGAUUGAUGCAGCCACAGGUCGACACCGUCGGGUCCUCAGCCUCCUGGGCUGCACUUCUGCUGGUGUUUUCCUGGGAGCAGGGUUCAUGCACAUGACCGCUGAAGCCCUGGAGGAAAUUGAAUCAGAGUUUCAGAAGUUUAUGAUGCAGAACAGGACAGAUAGUGAGGGAAAUUCUUCUGAUGUUGACUCAGCUUAUAUGGAGUAUCCCUAUGGAGAGCUCAUCAUCUCCCUGGGCUUCUUUGUUGUCUUCUUUUUGGAGUCGCUGGCAUUGCAGUGCUGUCCUGGGGCUGCUGGAGGAUCAACGGUGCAGGAGGAAGAAUGGGGUGGGACUCAUGUCUUGGAACUCCACAGCCAUGGCCCUCUCCCCUCACCUUCGCGGAGUCCCCUCCGAGCCCUCAUCCUCUUGCUGUCACUCUCUUUUCACUCAGUGUUUGAAGGUCUAGCUGUAGGGUUGCAGCCAACAAUAGCAGCUACCCUGCAGCUCUGUCUUGCCGUCCUGGCUCAUAAGGUGCUCGUAGUGUUUGGUGUAGGACUGCGGCUGGUACAGAUAGGCACUGGAUCACGAUGGGCCGUGUUCUCCAUACUGUCCUUAGCUCUCAUGUCCCCUGUGGGCCUAGCCUUUGGGCUGGCCGUGGUUGGAGGGGACCUGGAAGGGGGACGGGGCUUAGCCCAGGCCGUGUUAGAGGGUGUGGCAGCUGGAACCUUCCUGUAUGUCACCUUCCUAGAAAUUCUGCCCCGGGAGCUAGCUGGUCCUGCGACCCCUCUAGCCAAAUGGGGCUGUGUAGCUGCUGGUUUUGCCUUUAUGGCCUUUAUUGCCUUGUGGGCCUGAGAGACUCCUGGCUUUUCUAACGGGCCUGUCUAGGAUGAUCUCCCUACCCCCACGAGACACCUCCCAACUGGCUUUGGCCCUUGGACAUUUCUUCACUGAGACUAAACGACACUAGAUACCAUCUCCAUGGACUGGAUCCCAGCUGUUCC
Molecule: messenger RNA, 1234 nt
Organism: Propithecus coquereli (Coquerel's sifaka)
Lineage: Eukaryota; Metazoa; Chordata; Mammalia; Primates; Indriidae
Gene: SLC39A2
Product: solute carrier family 39 (zinc transporter), member 2
Exons: 4
Coding region: 159-1085 (308 amino acids)
Biological process (GO): zinc ion transmembrane transport
Cellular component (GO): plasma membrane
Molecular function (GO): zinc ion transmembrane transporter activity
Source: RefSeq, a predicted model, not a curated record